AUGAGCAGAAAAGUAAAAUAGAAUACAGAUACAGACAUUUAGAAGCCUUAAGCUCCAAAAUCUGCCUUCUUUCACUUCUUAGAAGAAGUAAGUGUGAAGAUUAAGCAAAAAGAUCCUAAAAGCAAAUAGAGUACUAUUGCAAAAAAAGCAAAAGAGAUGUUUGAAAAACUGACUGAUGAAGAAAUGUAAAAAUAUUAGUUGCUAGAAGAUAAGGAACUUGAGAAAUAUAAGAAAGAUUAUGCAGAGUAUAAAAAGAAAAAUAAAGAAGAUGUUUAAGAGCUACCAAAUAAAACCAGAAAAGCUAAAGAAAGCAAAAAUGAAAAAAGUAAAAGUAAAAGCAAAUCUGAAGAUAAUUCUACUUCUGAUAAACAAGAUAAAGAACCUGCUAAAAAUGAAAAGGAGCCUGCUAAAAAGACUAUCAAAAAAUAACCUGCUAAAUAGAGUAGCAAUCUUACUUUUACAGUUAGAUAUUGCUAAGGGUGA
Tetrahymena thermophila SB210 is the source of this 483-nucleotide messenger RNA. RefSeq names its product high mobility group (HMG)-box protein. Lineage: Eukaryota; Ciliophora; Oligohymenophorea; Hymenostomatida; Tetrahymenidae. The transcript has a single exon. The record is from RefSeq and is a predicted model, not a curated record.